ACUUUAUGCAAAUCUGUCUGAUCAGCUGAUAUCGCUUAGAAAUGACAUAACCAAAGUUAACAACGCGAUUUGUGGCCAACAAUGUCGUCCAACAAAUAUAAUGAAUUAAUUAAGUUGGGCACGCAAUAUGCACGCCGUAUGAAUUUUCUUUCCAAUCGCAUAUUUGGUGAAGUCGCGCGUACCACCAAUGAAAAGUCAAUGAAGGUAGUUCGCAUGUUCGCGGAGGAGCCGGUGCAUAAGCGCGAUUCAUUAAAUAACUGGUAUCCUCGACAUGUAGAGACACAUAUUCUCAUGAAAAAUCUUCGUGCGUACGGCUUAUUCCGUGAUGAGCACGAAGAUUUCAAAGAGGAAAUGAAACGUUUGAGACGGCUACGUGGUAAAGCUGCACCAAAGAAGGGGGAAGGCAAGCGAGCGAAGAAAUAGAGCAGUUCUGUUUACUUUUACAAAUAAAGAUAUUUUAAGUUAUACUUUAA
Messenger RNA from Bactrocera tryoni, 473 nucleotides. It is a transcript of the gene mRpS33, whose product is annotated as 28S ribosomal protein S33, mitochondrial. The transcript is spliced from 2 exons. Gene Ontology annotation, cellular component: mitochondrion. The record is from RefSeq and is a predicted model, not a curated record. Lineage: Eukaryota; Metazoa; Arthropoda; Insecta; Diptera; Tephritidae. The coding region runs from base 82 to 423 and encodes 113 amino acids.